AUAAAGCUUCGCGAAUUCUGGAAAAUGGCAGUACCUCAACCAACUGCGGAUCGCUGCCAUGAUAAGAAAUAUAAAUUGUUCAAAAUGCUUGGCGAAUACCUUGAUCUCUGUAUACGCAUUUCCGUUGUAGUCUUUUGUGCUAACUUCAUAGAGCGUUUGUGUUCUGUAUCCAUCGAAUAUAUAUUCUAUAAAAAGUACUAUUUACCUGAGGAUCGACUAAGCACCAUUAUCCGGCGUGCUUGCACAUACAACGUCAACACAAUAUGGCUGGCAAUAAUGUUGUUGUUACUGGGGUUCGCGCGAUUUGGCAGCACCGGCAACUUGAAGAAUUUGCUGCCCAAUCAUGUCUACCUCGCCUGUAUGCCGCUUUAUUGGGUAUUCAGUUUUGCCCAGCUGAGUUAUCGUCCAUUGGGCUAUGCUCAUUGGAUACGUGGAACACAUGGCUUAGAUUAUGCUGCUGGAAUGGCCUCGAAUUAUUUCCACGGGUAUUUAAAACUUGCAUUGCCCGAACGCAAUGACGAUGGAUUGAAGAAAAGGAUGCAAGUGUAUGAGGAUACUCAUAGUAUAAAUUUCGCAACAGAUCGUUUGAUCAUACUGAUUCCAGAUGAUAUGUUUGUUAAGGGCAUCAUUGUCAGCGACUUGCUCGAAAAGGCUGAGCCUUUGGAGACAACAUUUAUAAAUAGGGCAGGUGUUAAUCGACCGUUUAAGCAUGCGGUAUACAGGCUAAAGCGACAAAUAAAUGGCACAACCUACUACUUUGCGAUGGAAGGUGCCACUCCAAUGUUGUCCUUCUUUGAGGCUAUGAACUCCCAAUCCUCGACUUCAUGGCAAAUGCGGGAAAUGAAGCGAGAAAUAUGGCUAAAGUUUGCCAAACAUUUGAAGGAGUUGACCAGCAGCUGGCCGGAAACUGAACAUGAAGUAGAGCUGUUUAUCUAUAACUCGCGCAAUUUAAAUGGAGAAUCAGCAGAUGUCGGCGAGUUGCUUUUCGCACAUUUUGAAGCACGUUUAGGCAAUAAGAAACAGUUGAAUUAAUUAUCAUUUAUUAAGGAUGCAGCACUUGAAUACUUGACUUACGAAAUCUGAGACUUGAUAUUAGCAAUAUCAUUUACAUAACUGACAAUAAAGAUGAUCUUAAGAACUACCAUUCGAAUCUA
Drosophila innubila is the source of this 1154-nucleotide messenger RNA. RefSeq lists its product as uncharacterized. Gene Ontology annotation, cellular component: endoplasmic reticulum membrane; autophagosome. NCBI's taxonomy places the organism in Eukaryota, Metazoa, Arthropoda, Insecta, Diptera, Drosophilidae. The record is from RefSeq and is a predicted model, not a curated record. Bases 25 to 1032 code for a protein of 335 amino acids. Gene Ontology annotation, molecular function: cyclic-di-GMP binding; 2',3'-cyclic GMP-AMP binding. Gene Ontology annotation, biological process: positive regulation of macroautophagy; reticulophagy; autophagosome assembly. The transcript has 4 exons.